Aplysia californica (California sea hare) is the source of this 862-nucleotide messenger RNA. Its product is annotated as thioredoxin-like protein 4B. Bases 388 to 837 code for a protein of 149 amino acids. Lineage: Eukaryota; Metazoa; Mollusca; Gastropoda; Aplysiida; Aplysiidae. Gene Ontology annotation, biological process: mRNA splicing, via spliceosome. The transcript is spliced from 3 exons. The record is from RefSeq and is a predicted model, not a curated record. Gene Ontology annotation, cellular component: U4/U6 x U5 tri-snRNP complex; spliceosomal complex; U5 snRNP.
AGAGAUGGGUCUGUUCUGGACUCACUUAGUUUUGUGGCCAGUCUCAAAACCUCUCUUUUUUGAUAAUUCUCCACUCAGUCGCUGAACACUUUCUCUUUUUUCGUCAAUAAGGGAAAUAGGGGUCAAGAGAGAACCAUCGAACAUUUGCUGGCGUCUGUUUUUUGGACUGUUUUGAUUGAAGUUGAUGAUGUGUUUGCCGUCUGAGUCCGAGUCUCCUGCCUGCUACUGACAAGGCUACUGCUGACAUAGAUCUAGAUCUAGAUCUAGUUUUACGCUACUAUUCAGUCUGUUGUGUUACAGUGUUAGUUAAGACAAAAUUCAUAUGACAGUAUUGUGGUUAUUGUUGAUCUUAGCCUCAGUUCUCCAAGACCAUUUUGUGAACCAGCUAUGAGUUUCCUCCUUCCAAACCUGUGCUCGAAGAAAGAAGUUGAUGAAGUCAUUAGAAAUACAGAGGACCUUGUUCUUGUUCUAAGAUUUGGCAGAGACACAGAUUCAAGCUGUUUGCGUCUUGAUGAUAUACUGUCGAAGACUUCAAAUGAUUUAGCCAACAUGGCUGCCAUCUAUCUCGUUGACAUUGACAAAGUGCCAGUAUACACACAGUACUUCGACAUAUCUCUCAUACCUUCUACAAUAUUUUUCUUCAAUGGUCAACAUAUGAAGGUAGAUUGGGGGAGCCCGGACCACACUAAGUUUGUUGGAAGCUUCAAGACCAAGCAAGACUUUGUGGACGUGGUUGAGGUGAUUUACCGCGGCGCUAUGAAGGGAAAGGUCAUGGUGACUAGUCCUCUGGAUCCGAAGGACAUUCCAAAAUACAGCUUGUUGUAUAAAGAUAUUUGAUUGUGGUAUUAACAUCAUCAUCAUU